GAGUUUCCUCCGUUCCGAGUGUUCUUGAACGCAUCAAGUCUCUACAGGAAGUGACGUUCCUCGUUGUGUCGGGUCUUCCUUUCUGUCGUGUGGGAGCAGCUUCCAGAGCCAUCAAAGAUGACUACAGCUGCAAGACCAACGUUUGAGCCGGCGAGGGGAGGGAGGGGUAAAGGAGAGGGUGAUCUGAGUGCGCUGUCGAAGCAGUAUUCCAGUCGAGAUCUUCCAGGUCACACCAAGAUCAAGUACAGGCAACCUACCCAGGAUGCCCCCGAGGAGGUGCGUGCCCGUGACUUCCGCCGGGAGCUGGAGGAGAGGGAGCGUGUAGCUGUACGUGAAAAGACCAGAGAGAGGGGACCGAGAGAACACACCACAUCAUCUUCAUCAUCAUCCUCAAAGAGGCCCAGAUUGGAUCAGAUCCCAGCAGCCAAUCUUGAUGCUGAUGAUCCUCUCACAGAUGAUGAUGAGGACGAGGAUUCUGAGGAGGACAGCGACGAUGACGACACUGCAGCUCUUCUGGCAGAACUGGAGAAGAUCAAGAAGGAGCGGGCUGAAGAGCAAGAACGCAAAGAGCGGGAGCAAAAGGCAGAGGAGGAGAGGAUUCGUAUGGAGAAUAUUUUGAGUGGCAAUCCGUUGAUUAACUUGGCAGGACAGCAGCAGCAGCAACAGAUGACUCAGACUCAGAAUACAUUCAGGGUCAAGAGAAGGUGGGAUGAUGAUGUCGUGUUCAAGAACUGUGCCAAAGGAGUGGACGAAGCACGGAAGGAGAAACGCUUUGUCAAUGAUACGCUGCGCUCUGAGUUUCACAAGAAAUUUAUGGAAAAAUAUGUCAAGUAAAGGACUUUAAUUUUAUGAUGUUUUUUUUUUUUUAAUCUCAUUUGUCUGCUCUCCUCUCUCCUUUCUGCCCUCUGUCCCAAGAAUGGUAAAUUGUCAUUCAAACACAUUCUGUAUUCAAAUACAUUAGUAUUUGUACAGUCAACACGUAAAAUGUACAUAAAUGAGUUGGUGAGUUACAUCCUUUGAAUAAAGCUUGUAGAAAGUUGA
Molecule: messenger RNA, 1041 nt
Organism: Thunnus maccoyii (southern bluefin tuna)
Lineage: Eukaryota; Metazoa; Chordata; Actinopteri; Scombriformes; Scombridae
Gene: cwc15
Product: CWC15 spliceosome associated protein homolog
Exons: 7
Coding region: 118-834 (238 amino acids)
Biological process (GO): mRNA cis splicing, via spliceosome
Cellular component (GO): catalytic step 2 spliceosome
Molecular function (GO): RNA binding
Source: RefSeq, a predicted model, not a curated record